Messenger RNA from Halichondria panicea, 2701 nucleotides. Its product is annotated as serine/threonine-protein kinase 10-like. Gene Ontology annotation, molecular function: protein serine/threonine kinase activity; ATP binding; protein binding. Lineage: Eukaryota; Metazoa; Porifera; Demospongiae; Suberitida; Halichondriidae. The transcript has 2 exons. The coding region runs from base 356 to 2617 and encodes 753 amino acids. The record is from RefSeq and is a predicted model, not a curated record. Gene Ontology annotation, biological process: protein phosphorylation.
AGAAAAACUUUAACAAAAUGCUGAAGUUCUUCUGCCUUAAGAACUUCAGCAUUUUGUUAUUGAUUGAGCCACACCCCCCUUUUGCUGCAAAGCUUGCAAAAGAAAGGCGUGUCUUGUACUAUAAUAGUAUGACCUUUUGGUAAGUUAAAGAUGUCCUUGAAGUUAGCUUUGCAUGGAAAUGUAAAGCACUAGUACCAGUAAAAAAAGCUUGAUCUUAAUUAGUGAAGUUAUAGAUAGCUCUUGAUCUUUUAUCCUUGCUUUAAUAUUCGAUAGCUUGAAUUUUAUAACUGGAUUGCUGCGCCUAUUCAGACUCAGUAAUAUUUCAUUCUCUUCUAUUCACACAGUAACGAAGACAAUGGCUGUAAAUCCACAAGCUUUCGAGCAGUUCAGUCUGAGACAAAUUCGCAUCACUGAGAAUGAGUUGGGACAUGGUUCCUAUGCUGUUGUCAUGGAGCUAGAGUAUCGAGGACUGAAAUGUGCCGGCAAGAAGCUUUACCGAGUUCUCUACGAGACUGGAAUCGGGCAUGCAGCACGAAGGUAUCUGGAAGAGUGUCACCUGCUCAGUCAAACUAGGCAUCCUAACAUUGUCCAGUUUCUGGGAGUCUGUUUUGAGGAAGGCUCUCAGUUCCCCAUCCUAGUCAUGGAGUUCCUCCCCACCAACUUGACCAGCUGUCUCGAGCGCUACGGUAUUCUCCCCGAUGAGAUCAACUUCUCCAUCCUCCAUGACGUCUCACUGGGCCUGGUCUACCUCCAUGGCCAAACACCAGUCAUUGUGCACAGAGACCUCUCAGCCAACAAUAUCCUCUUGUCCACCAACAUGACAGCCAAGAUAUCCGAUCUGGGGGUUGCUCGAAUAUUGAACCUGACCCCCCUUCAAGUGAGUCGAAUGACAGAAACCCCUGGCACCCCAGCGUACAUGCCCCCCGAAGUGAUGGUUGCCGACCCCCACUACGACACCAGUGUGGAUGUGUUCUCCUUUGGGAUCAUGAUGAUUCACACCUUCACAGCAGAGUGGCCACUACCAAGUAUCGGCCCCACCAGAAUUGAUCCUGCUAAUCCUGACAGACUGAUACCAGUGACGGAAGCCGAACGACGUGAACACUUUCUUCGAAGAAUUCCCCUAGACCACCCUCUGAUGGACCUCAUCAUGUGCUGUCUCAGCAAUAACCCUCAGCGAAGGCCUAGAGCAGCGGAGAUAGUGGGUCGGAUGGUGGGUGUGGUACUUGAACACCCUCCCUCCUUUGAGAAUAGAGUGAACAUGCUCCAGCGAGUGAGUGCCCUACUGACAGAGAAGAGGGAGCUUGAGGAGGAGGUUGUGAGGAAGGACUCUACAAUUCAAGAGAAAGCAAGAGAGAACAAGGCACUGGCGGAGGAAAAAAGACGACAAGAGGAAGAAAGUGAAAACACUGUCGAGCGUAUGCAGUUGGUGCACUCUGUGGAAGCCGAACAACAUCAAGCUAUCAUUGAAAAUCUUAAAAACCAGUUGGAUGGCAAACAGGAGCUAGAAACUCAUUGUAAGCAACUCACUGAAGUGAUGGAGCAACAAAUUAAAGAAAAAAACUCUAUUAUCACUCUCAAAGAUUCGAUCAUUGCCUCAAGGGACACUCAUCUAGAGAAAAAAGAAGCCACCAUUCAGAGUUUGCACGACCAACUCACUAAAACCAGAGACUACUUGACCAGCAAACCACAGUCUCUACAGGUUCAGUUGUCCUAUAGUCAGUGCUCUAAGGCUUCAGUGAAGAUGUCACAUGGACUAGCAGUAACCAUCAAUGGCAAAGUCUACUAUGGUGGAGGAGGCUGUGUUUACAAUGAUGACUUGUACUGUGUCCAUUGUUACGAUCUGCCUCAAGACGUUUGGUCAACUUUGCCCAGACUUCCUGUGCGAUGGUUUGGUCUAGGGGAGGUCGAAUGUGAACUGGUAGCAGUUGGAGGUAGGGAUUCAUCCAACUCUAAAUCCAAUGUGGUACAUGUGUUUAACAAAGAAAGGAACUGGAAACGGACGAUCCCACCCAUGCCCACAGCGAGGAGUUCUCCAGCAGUUGUUAGUCUCCCAACACAUCUGAUCGUAGCAGGAGGUCGGUUGGUCUCUGGUGGCUACACUGAUAAAGUUGAAAUUUACAACAUCAGCACCUCCCAGUGGAGCGAGACAAAUAGACUACCGUAUGCUUGUAACUCAAGAGGACUUGUCUGCAACAACACAGUGUACCUAAUGGGGGGAUAUGAUGGCAAUAAUCUCAACAAGGUGUGUGCUGCUCAAGUCGACAAGCUCAUCUCAGCAGACCGAAAGGAUGAUGGGAGUGCCAACUCUGUCUGGAAUACAAUAUCCAACACACCAUCUUACCGGCCCUCCCCUGUAACGAUAUCCGACACCCUCUUUGCUGUUGGUGGAGAGGAUAGUGAAAGAGAGGAUAGUGAAAGAAAAGCCACUCAAAGGAUCUACGCCUACUCAUCCUCGGUGGACUCCUGGCUCUACGUUGGUGAUCUACCAUCUCCUGUAGCAUACCCUGCCACUGUGUCACUGUCUCCAACAGAGUGUUUUGUGAUCGGGGGAUGGAACAAAGAAAUAGAAAGACAAUCAACUGUGUAUAAAAUUAGUAUCACAACAACUAUUUCUUGAGUAUUUUAUGGCUCAAAAUUUAAUGUUCAUGAUAAUUAUUUUCUUGAGUGACAUGUAACCGAUGAGAUAUGUUUUAGCUCGAGA